Trichogramma pretiosum is the source of this 804-nucleotide messenger RNA. Its product is annotated as ATPase inhibitor mai-2, mitochondrial-like. The transcript has 3 exons. The coding region runs from base 244 to 558 and encodes 104 amino acids. Gene Ontology annotation, biological process: negative regulation of ATP-dependent activity. The record is from RefSeq and is a predicted model, not a curated record. Gene Ontology annotation, cellular component: mitochondrion. Gene Ontology annotation, molecular function: ATPase inhibitor activity. Lineage: Eukaryota; Metazoa; Arthropoda; Insecta; Hymenoptera; Trichogrammatidae.
UUCGAACUUCGCGAAUUUUCGUACUCCGUGAAACUUCCAUCUUCUUCCACCCGCUAUACGCGCAAUAUCGUAGCUGAGGUAUAUUACACAUUACUGCAUAAGUGUAAAGCAGACACGCCGCUUAUACGUACUAUAGAAUUGCUCACACAUAACUCGAUUUCAUACCUUAUUGUGUCUUUAGUCGACAAACAUUAGUCAAUCGCACGUAAACUCCUAUUUCGCUAGCAACCAAUUUUCGUAAACAUGCAGAGAGUACCUUCCUUUUUUUGCAGAAAUAUGGCUUACUUGAGUCAAGUAAGAAUGACCGGUGAGCGAGGAUCUGGUGCUGGCAAAGGAGGUGGUGGUGGUGGUUCCAUCCGUGAAGCUGGUGGAUCAUUUGGAAAAAUGGAAGCUGCCCAUGAAGAUCAGUACUUUUACAAUCAGCAAAAAGAACAACUAGCAAAAAUUAGAGAAGGCUUGCAUGAUGAGAUCUCAUUCCAUGAAGAACAAAUUCAACGCCAUCAGGAAGCCAUCAACCGUCACAAGAAAAGAAUGUCUGAAAUGGAAGGAAAGCAAUAAAUUCUAGAAGGAUAUAUUUAUUGUUUGGCAAAAAUAAUAUUUGCAAGUAAAUAUAAACAAAGAUUAAACUUGUUGAGUGUUGAGUAUUGCUACGUGUGAUUUUUUCUAUUUAACAUUUAUUAUUGUAAGUCAGCAGCUUGAUAAUGAAUGGUUUUGAUUUACUUUUACAAUGUUCAGUCUAUGUUGAUAUUAAAAAUAUGUGUAAGUUUAAAAAUAAAUAAAACUAUGAAAACAUUUCAUGAUUAA